This is a messenger RNA of Drosophila erecta, 1217 nucleotides long. Its product is annotated as ribokinase. Gene Ontology annotation, biological process: D-ribose metabolic process. The record is from RefSeq and is a predicted model, not a curated record. Bases 255 to 1169 code for a protein of 304 amino acids. The transcript is spliced from 3 exons. NCBI's taxonomy places the organism in Eukaryota, Metazoa, Arthropoda, Insecta, Diptera, Drosophilidae. Gene Ontology annotation, molecular function: ribokinase activity.
UUGUGGUAUUUUCUGGUAUUUUAGCUAUAACUCAGCCGAUUUAUCGCCCGUACCUCCGCCUCCGAUCUCGGCCAGAAACGGACUGGGCCAGCUAGCUGAUAGUGCGCCGCCGACUGCCCCGCUCUCGCCCUUGCCCCUCAUCCGCCGAGGUCAAGUAAUCUCGUGUGAUAAGCGUGUGACACUCGGCACUCGCUGCUCCAUUCCUCAAGAGACCAGUGCACUUGCAGCGCCUGCGAAUACGGUUGCCCCAACCCAUGGCCCAAACGGAAGUGCUAGUCUUUGGCUCGGCCAUCAUCGACUUCAUAAGCUACACACCCCGUCUGCCGAGACCCGGAGAAACGCUUCACGGGCAUCGCUUCCAGACUGGCUACGGCGGAAAGGGCGCCAAUCAGUGUGUGGCCGCCGCGCGCCAGGGAUCCCGCACGGCUCUGGUGGCCAAACUAGGCGCAGACACCUUCGGCAGCGACUACUUGCGGCAUCUGCGCGAGGAGCGGAUCAAUGUGGACCACGUCGAGCAGCUGGCGGACCAGACGACGGGCGUGGCCCAGAUAGCCGUGUCCGAUGGCGGCGAGAACAACAUUAUCAUUGUGGUGGGCGCCAACAAUCAGCUGAGCUCAUCCGACGUCUCCGCGGCGGAGCCGCUCUUCCGGGAAGCCAAGGUUCUGGUCUGCCAGCUGGAGACGCCCAUUGAGGCCACCCUGACUGCCCUCAAAUCCUUCCGGGGCGUGUCCAUUGUGAACGCGGCUCCGGCCAUGGCGGACACACCCCCUGAACUGCUCCAGUUGGCCAGCAUCUUCUGUGUGAACGAAAGCGAAGCGGCCUUAAUGACAAAGAUGAGCGACAUUGGGAACGUGGAGCAAGCCGAAGAUGCGGUUGGAAAGCUGAUAGAGGCAGGUGCCAACACGGUGAUCAUAACUUUGGGGAAACUGGGAGCCGUUUUCGGCUCCGCCGACUCCAAGGGCGUGUGCCAGCAUGUGGCUGCUCCGAUUGUGCCGCCCGAAAAGGUGGUGGACACGACGGGGGCCGGCGACGCCUUCAUUGGGGCCUUGGCCCACAACUUGGCCCGUCAUCCAAAUGGGAAACUCGAGGACCACAUAGCCGCCGCAUGUGCCGUGGCCUCGCAAUCCGUGCAGCUCCACGGGACGCAGUCCAGCUUCCCAAAGGCCUAGAUAUACGCGAAAGAAUCCGUCGGAACAAUAAAUCUCUAUCCUGACGUA